Molecule: messenger RNA, 2595 nt
Organism: Pararge aegeria (speckled wood butterfly)
Lineage: Eukaryota; Metazoa; Arthropoda; Insecta; Lepidoptera; Nymphalidae
Product: delta and Notch-like epidermal growth factor-related receptor
Exons: 12
Coding region: 242-2419 (725 amino acids)
Biological process (GO): establishment or maintenance of epithelial cell apical/basal polarity; heterophilic cell-cell adhesion
Cellular component (GO): plasma membrane; protein-containing complex
Molecular function (GO): calcium ion binding
Source: RefSeq, a predicted model, not a curated record
GCAGCGACGCCGUCCGCCCUGCGUCGAUUUAACGUUCAACAUAACAUUUCUACAUCAUUGUUUUUAUCAAACAUAAAUUUACACUGUCUUAUUAUUAAAUAUAAAAAAACAUGCUGCCAAAUAAAUUGAGGAGUGAGUGACAUUAAGGAAACAGCUCUCCAUUAGAGAACAAGCAAGGCCAUCUACAAUUUACUGUUGAAACAGUGCCAAAUAAACCAAGGACAUAAAUAACUGGUACAAAAUGGCAAUAAUAGCGAAUAACUAUAUAAAACCAACAAACAGAAUUUAUAAAAUGUACACUGUGCCAACACUUUUAUUAAUGAUAUUCGCUGGAGAGUCUUGCUGCGAGGUAAUACUAAAUUCCACGGCUGAAAUGAAAGGCGUAUCUAGUUUGCCUGUGCUUGCAACUACAGAGUUUAGCCACUCAACAAAGUCUAGCGUAAAACCGUUACCGGCUACAGUGCCUCUUAGUACUGGUGCUCCUAUGACAAAGGAGAGCUUUAAAACAACUAAAGCGUACAUUACAACAGAGCGCUCGACCACUACUCGCAAAGCAAAAACGCAAGCGAGUACAAAAGGUUUAUUGAAAUUUGCAAGAAGGCGAAAGCUAAACUCUACUUCUAGUACACUUGGUGCAGUACAUUCACCAGCACACUUACAAGAUCGUCUAGGGGCCAUAGAUUGUGAGCUGCCAGUUUUGCCGAGAGAAUCUCGAUUAUGGCGUGGUAAUGAGACCCAUGAGCUCAAUUUGCCUGUUACGAUGUCGGAGGAGUGUGCGGGCACGUUUCGAAGAGAGGGCGAGGAGUGCCCCCCGGUCAUCAUGUCAUGGGAGGGGGUUGCUGAUAUUCAAAGUGGAGAUAUCCUUAUCGUGCGCAUCGCAGAUUCUUCCCCGCUAGACACCUUUGUUAGCGUUGUCUCUACUAACGAAACUAUUGACACGAACUCUUCACAUGCUGAUGAGGACAGGUCACAUCAUACAAUUCCCCAACCGGCUGUUUACCAAGUGACACGGCAAGGACAUGAACACUGUGACGUAUCUGAUGGGAUGUUGCUUGAUAUAACGCCAUUAGAUGAAAAUGGAGCAAAAAUAUUUACUCUCUACGACAAGGAUCUUACUGAAGGCGUUAAUUUAUUAAUUGUUGUAUCCGAGAGUUGGGGGUCACAAUGCGUCCGACUGAAGGUAACUGUGAAAUCAGAUAAUUGCGGCGACUCCCAAGACUGUACCGGGAAAGGCGUCUGCUAUACAAACGUAUCUAUGGAAGGUUACGAGUGCCAGUGUUGCCGAGGGUACGUCGGGCCGCACUGCGAGGAUAGGGACGCGUGCAAUCCAUCACCUUGCUUGAAUAAUGGCAUAUGUGUUGACCUCUCGCAACCUCUCAACGGUGCUAACUACCACUGUCUAUGUCCAUACGGGUUCACAGGAAGGAAAUGUGAGAAAGACCCGUGUUAUUCUGAACCAUGUAUCAAUGGGGGGUCAUGUAUGAGCAUGGCGAUGAAUGGUUCAACAACAUUUCAUUGCGCUUGCGCUGAAGGAUGGACAGGUUCGCAUUGUGAACUAGCUGUUACUGGAGGCGCCUGUGCUGGCAAGCCGUGCGUCAAGGGAAUAUGCGUUGAACAAACGGAUAAUGAGGUGGAGGGUCAGAAGUACCGGUGCUUUUGCGAACCAGGCUAUACCGGCGACCAGUGUGAGUUAGAAUAUAACGAAUGUGAGUCGUCGCCUUGUGCGAACGGUGGCACCUGUACUGACCGCGUCAGUGCCUUUGAAUGCUCGUGCGGACGCGGUUAUACUGGAAACACUUGUCAGACAAAGGUGGAUCUGUGUAAACCUAACCCUUGCUCGGAGCACCGUUACUGUUUGGACCAUGGAAACAGCUACACUUGUGAAUGUCCUAGCGGUUUUGUGGGCGAGGACUGCAAUAGUGUAGCAACUGUUUGUGACAAUAAUCCUUGCGCCCACGGUGGAACAUGCUGGAGUGGAGUCGACUCUUUUUACUGCUCAUGCAGGCCGGGAUACACCGGGAGGAUUUGUGAAGAGGAUUUUAUCCUUGAAUCGGUGAUAGACGGCGAAAGUGAGUCCAGUGCUGAAUCUCGUGGAGGUGGUUCCGUACGUGAGAUGCGUCUUCCGCUCGGCCUAUACCACGACCGCCUGCAUAACGUUUACAUUGCAGCCGGGACCCUAGGCGCUGCGAUUGCCAUCGUCGGGGUUGUGGUGACGGCAUGCCACUGCCGGGUUAACAAGACGUAUGCCCGGAUACUUUCCCGACUAUCCCGAGUGACCGAGCCUGGGCCUCCUCACCACUGGCUGCAAGACAAGCGCGCGCCCCCGGCACCGUUCCAGCCUCCAGCCGCCCUCGACACCACCGAUAUGUACUACACCCUUGACUUCAGCGACAGCCAGAGCUCUCCGCUCAUCCAAUAGCCAUCACUCAUGAACUGCUCUGAUGGGGAGCGGUUCAAAAUAGAAAUAUAAAUUCAUCUGCUGCCACCAGUAGAGUAAAGCAAAUAGUGGUACACAAAUCUCAAACUAAACUAAAUUAACAGAUAUAAAAAUAGUACUUAUAGUCCACAGAGCAAAUUUUAAAGGAUGGCACUACU